UGUCCCUAUAAGCAUGCUAGCUUUUCACUGGUUGUCGCGUUAAACGUGCGAUAAUUUGACACUUUAGACUCGUGUACAAUCACUUUAUUCACACUUUUAGUCCGUUUCGUGACGAAAACUCCACAAUUAAUUAUCACGUUGUCAACAUGUUGAACUCCGGCCGCCGUGCCCUUCAGGAUCUGCUCGGCCAAAUGACUAUCAGGAGUUUUUCUGUGACUCCAGUCCAGAGUACCGUGGUGGUGGAGCGCUGGUGGCAGGUGCCCCUGUCCAAAGUGGGCAGCCCCCCGAGGUUGCACCCCCGCAGGCACCGCAUCUACAAGCUCACGGAGGACACCAAACACGCUCCCCAGAAAAAGAUGGAGCUCAUCCUCACACAGACCGUCCCCAAGCUGGGUGGCCGAGGAGACACGGUGUUUGUCAAAAAGUCAGUGGGGCGGAACAAGCUGCUGGCUCAGGGGCUCGCCGUGUAUCCGUCUCCGGAGAACAAGCAGCUGUUUGCGGAGGAGUUAAGGCUUUUGCGUGAGGGCACGAGCGAGGAAAGGGUCCAAACCCGAACUGGAAAAAUGACAGUAGAUUACCUGAAGCGCUGCAAGUUGACCAUCCACAAAAUGCCCUUGGAGGACUUUAAGCUGACCAGUGAGGUCGUGAGGAGGCAGUUUCUUAAGAAGCUGAUCAUGGUGGUGCCUCCACACGCCUUGAAGCUUCCAUUUGAGCCCAUCACAGAGUUGGGCGACUACUGGUGCGAAGUAACGGUGAACGGAAUGGACACGGUCCGCGUGCCCUUUUCCUUGCUCCCUUACGAGGACCCGUCGGCCAGUCAUCAGCGCCUCCUGAAGGCGCAGCGGCGGCGGCAGGCUGCUGAGCGAGACAUUUCGCAACAGAUGAGUGAGGACCGCGUGACCGAGACAAGUGGAGUCGAUGCCACAGCGCCACCAAGUGACAACCGGAAAAAGGACUGAAGGACACAAAAAAG
Messenger RNA from Phycodurus eques (leafy seadragon), 973 nucleotides. It is a transcript of the gene mrpl9, whose product is annotated as mitochondrial ribosomal protein L9. Gene Ontology annotation, biological process: translation. The transcript is spliced from 7 exons. NCBI's taxonomy places the organism in Eukaryota, Metazoa, Chordata, Actinopteri, Syngnathiformes, Syngnathidae. Gene Ontology annotation, cellular component: mitochondrion; ribosome. Gene Ontology annotation, molecular function: structural constituent of ribosome. Bases 147 to 959 code for a protein of 270 amino acids. The record is from RefSeq and is a predicted model, not a curated record.